Dreissena polymorpha is the source of this 568-nucleotide messenger RNA. Its product is annotated as 28S ribosomal protein S21, mitochondrial-like. Gene Ontology annotation, biological process: translation. Gene Ontology annotation, cellular component: ribosome. Gene Ontology annotation, molecular function: structural constituent of ribosome. The coding region runs from base 82 to 345 and encodes 87 amino acids. NCBI's taxonomy places the organism in Eukaryota, Metazoa, Mollusca, Bivalvia, Myida, Dreissenidae. The transcript has 2 exons. The record is from RefSeq and is a predicted model, not a curated record.
UUGUAUUUCAACACCGCCUGUUUAUCAAACGCUUGUCAAAUCAGCGUCAAUUAGACGCUCUGUGAAACAUUAAUUCUCAAAAUGCUUGCUAAAUCGGCAAAAUUUGUUACCAGAACGGUGCUUGUGAAGAACAACGAUCUUGAUAAGUCGUAUAAUUUAUUACAAAGGGUUUUGAACAAUGAUGGUGUUAUACAAGAGGAAAGGGCAAGGCGUUUUUUUGAAAAACCAUGCUACACAAGGAAGAAUCUCGCAUACAAUAGAUGUCAGAGAAUAUACAAUGCUGAGAUGAACAAGAAAUUGCAGUUUCUUAUGAGGAAGAAUCGUGUGGAUCCAUGGCCAAGAUAGUGCUGACUGUUGCUAGAGGAAGAAUCGUGUGGAUCCAUGGCCAAGAUAGUGCUGACUGUUGCUAUAAACUUUGAUUUUAAAGAUUGAGCUUCUCUCGAAGUGUUGCAUUUAUAAUCAAAUUCAUGAACAUUUAUGCAGUAAAUAUUCAUAUUGACAAAUGAAGCCAGAAGUGGAUUUUCAAAUGUGUUGCCAGAACUGUCUUACAUACAAAAUAUUCGUGUCA